This is a messenger RNA of Candidozyma duobushaemuli, 489 nucleotides long. RefSeq lists its product as uncharacterized. The coding region runs from base 1 to 489 and encodes 162 amino acids. The transcript has a single exon. The record is from RefSeq and is a predicted model, not a curated record. Lineage: Eukaryota; Fungi; Ascomycota; Pichiomycetes; Serinales; Metschnikowiaceae.
AUGUCUAUGAAACCCAAGAUCAAAAGCUUUUUCGGAGCCUCCAGACAGUACGUUGUUGCUGGAGCUUCAAACAACCCUUCGAAAUUCGGCUUCAAGAUUUUACUGUGGUAUGUGAGCCACGGUUUAUCAGUGAUUCCUAUAAAUCCAAAGGAGAGUGAGAUCCUCGGCCAGCCCGUUGUAAAGUCAAUUCCCGAAGUUUUGAAGUCCCUCAGUGCUGGUAAAGAUAUUAAUCAAUACAAGCUUUCAAGUGCUGAUGGUCUUAGUGUUUCAUUCUUGACUCCACCCCACAUUACCGUACAGACCCUCAAGGAUAUUGCUGAGGUUCCAGAAUACAAGUCACUUAUUAGAGGUUUAUGGUUCCAGCCAGGAAGCUAUGACCAGGAAGCAUUAGACACUGCUGAAGCAUUGGGAUUGCUCGAGAAGGUGGUUCAUCAAGAAGAGUGUAUCCUCAUUCGUGGCGAGGAAGGAAUGUAUAGCGCCAACUUGUAG